AUGGCUUCAAAGAACGGCAAUGGCAACGGCAAGAAGGCGCCGCCUUCAGCGGCUGUUAACUUGAUUGCCGGUGGUGGUGCUGGUAUGAUGGAAGCUCUCGCGUGCCAUCCCCUCGACACAAUCAAAGUCCGCAUGCAACUCUCAAGACGCGCCCGCCAACCCGGCGCCCCCAAGCGCGGCUUCCUAAAAACAGGCGCCGCCAUCGUCGCAAAAGAGACGCCCCUAGGUCUAUACAAGGGUCUCGGCGCCGUCUUCACAGGCAUCGUCCCCAAAAUGGCCAUCCGCUUCACCUCCUUUGAGAAAUACAAGCAGUUCCUCGCCGACGAAACAGGUGCUGUCUCUGGCAAGAGCGUCUUCAUCGCUGGUUUGGCUGCCGGUAUCACAGAAGCUGUCUGCGUCGUGACGCCCAUGGAGGUUAUCAAGAUUCGUCUCCAGGCGCAGCAUCACUCCAUGGCGGAUCCGCUGGACGUUCCCAAGUACCGCAAUGCUGCGCAUGCGCUGUAUACUGUUGUUAAGGAGGAGGGAUUUAGUGCGUUGUAUCGUGGUGUGAGUUUGACGGCGUUGAGGCAGGGUUCGAACCAGGCUGUCAAUUUCACGGCGUACAGCUACUUUAAGGAUUGGUUGAAGCAGUUGCAGCCGCAGUACGAGAACACCAACUUGCCCAACUACCAGACUACUCUGUGUGGUCUUGUUUCUGGAGCUAUGGGACCCUUGAGUAAUGCGCCUAUUGAUACUAUCAAGACGCGUCUGCAACGAGGUGGUGCUGAGCCUGGAACUAGUGCUUGGACUCGUAUUACUCGAAUUGCUGCCGAUAUGUUCAAGCAAGAAGGAUUCCAUGCUUUCUACAAGGGUAUCACACCCCGAAUCAUGCGUGUCGCUCCUGGUCAGGCUGUCACCUUUACUGUCUACGAGUUCCUGAAGGAUAAGAUGGAGAGGAGUAACCUGUCUCUCGUUGGAGGCAAGUACGAGGAAUAA
Messenger RNA from Fusarium coffeatum, 975 nucleotides. RefSeq lists its product as uncharacterized. Gene Ontology annotation, biological process: succinate transport; transmembrane transport; fumarate transport. The record is from RefSeq and is a predicted model, not a curated record. The transcript is spliced from 4 exons. Bases 1 to 975 code for a protein of 324 amino acids. Lineage: Eukaryota; Fungi; Ascomycota; Sordariomycetes; Hypocreales; Nectriaceae.